Messenger RNA from Talpa occidentalis (Iberian mole), 8588 nucleotides. It is a transcript of the gene EPHA5, whose product is annotated as EPH receptor A5. Gene Ontology annotation, cellular component: plasma membrane; neuron projection. The transcript has 18 exons. The record is from RefSeq and is a predicted model, not a curated record. Gene Ontology annotation, biological process: cell surface receptor protein tyrosine kinase signaling pathway; axon guidance; protein phosphorylation. Gene Ontology annotation, molecular function: ATP binding; protein binding; transmembrane-ephrin receptor activity. The coding region runs from base 51 to 3176 and encodes 1041 amino acids. NCBI's taxonomy places the organism in Eukaryota, Metazoa, Chordata, Mammalia, Eulipotyphla, Talpidae.
GCCGGGCACAGAGCGGCGCCGGACAGCAGCGCCGGAGGCGGCCGGGGAAGAUGCGGGGCUCAGGGCCCCGGGGUGCGGGACGCCGGAGGCCCUCGAGCGGCGGCAGCAGCAGCGGCGAGCCCCCCAGCACUUCUGCGUCUCUGGCCGGUUGCUACUCUGCACCCCGCAGGGCCCCCCUCUGGACGUGCCUUCUACUGUGCGCAGCUCUCCGGACCCUCCUGGCCAGCCCCAGCAAUGAAGUGAAUUUACUGGAUUCACGUACUGUCAUGGGGGACCUGGGAUGGAUUGCUUUUCCAAAAAAUGGGUGGGAAGAGAUUGGUGAAGUUGAUGAAAAUUAUGCCCCUAUCCACACAUACCAAGUAUGCAAAGUUAUGGAACAGAAUCAGAAUAACUGGCUUUUGACCAGUUGGAUAUCCAACGAAGGUGCUUCCAGAAUUUUCAUAGAACUCAAGUUUACACUGCGGGAUUGCAAUAGCCUUCCUGGAGGACUGGGGACCUGUAAGGAAACCUUUAACAUGUAUUAUUUUGAGUCAGAUGCUGAAAAUGGGAGAAAUAUCAAGGAAAAUCAGUACAUCAAAAUUGAUACCAUUGCUGCCGAUGAAAGCUUUACAGAACUUGAUCUCGGUGACCGUGUCAUGAAACUGAAUACAGAGGUCAGAGAUGUUGGGCCUCUCAGCAAAAAAGGAUUUUAUCUUGCUUUUCAAGAUGUGGGUGCUUGCAUUGCUUUGGUCUCUGUGCGUGUGUACUAUAAAAAAUGCCCUUCUGUGGUACGACACUUGGCUAUCUUCCCUGACACAAUCACUGGAGCUGAUUCUUCACAGUUGCUUGAAGUGUCAGGUUCCUGUGUCAACCAUUCUGUGACAGAUGAAGCACCCAAAAUGCACUGCAGCGCUGAAGGGGAGUGGCUGGUGCCCAUUGGGAAAUGCAUGUGCAAGGCAGGAUAUGAAGAGAAAAAUGGCACCUGUCAAGUGUGCAGACCUGGGUUCUUCAAAGCCUCACCUCACAGCCAGAGCUGCAGCAAAUGUCCACCUCACAGUUACACCCAUGAGGAAGCUUCAACCUCUUGUGUCUGUGAAAAGGAUUAUUUCAGGAGGGAGUCUGAUCCACCCACAAUGGCAUGCACAAGACCCCCCUCCGCUCCUCGGAAUGCCAUCUCAAAUGUUAAUGAAACUAGUGUCUUUCUGGAAUGGAUUCCUCCUGCUGACACUGGUGGAAGGAAAGAUGUGUCAUAUUAUAUUGCAUGCAAGAAGUGCAACUCCCAUGCAGGUGUGUGUGAGGAGUGUGGCGGUCAUGUCAGGUACCUCCCCCAGCAAAUCGGCCUGAAAAACACCUCUGUCAUGAUGGUGGAUCUGCUUGCUCACACAAACUAUACCUUUGAGAUUGAGGCAGUGAAUGGAGUGUCCGACUUGAGCCCAGGACCCCGGCAGUAUGUGUCUGUAAAUGUAACCACAAAUCAAGCAGCCCCCUCUCCAGUCACCAAUGUGAAAAAGGGGAAGAUUUCAAAGAACAGCAUCUCUCUGUCUUGGCAAGAGCCAGAUCGUCCCAAUGGAAUCAUCCUGGAGUAUGAAAUCAAAUAUUUUGAAAAGGACCAAGAGACCAGCUAUACAAUUAUCAAAUCUAAAGAGACAACUAUUACUGCAGAGGGCUUGAAGCCAGCUUCGGUAUAUGUCUUCCAAAUUCGAGCACGCACAGCAGCAGGCUAUGGUGUCUUCAGUCGAAGAUUUGAGUUUGAAACCACCCCAGUGUCAGUUGCAGCAUCCAGCGAUCAAAGCCAGAUUCCUAUAAUUGCGGUGUCUGUGACAGUGGGAGUCAUUUUGUUGGCAGUGGUUAUCGGCUUCCUCCUCAGUGGAAGUUGCUGCGAAUGUGGCUGUGGGAGGGCUUCUUCCCUGUGCGCUGUUGCCCAUCCAAGCCUAAUAUGGCGGUGUGGUUACAGCAAAGCAAAACAAGAUCCAGAAGAGGAAAAGAUGCAUUUUCAUAAUGGGCACAUUAAACUGCCAGGCGUAAGAACAUACAUUGAUCCACAUACCUAUGAAGAUCCCAAUCAAGCUGUCCAUGAAUUUGCCAAGGAAAUAGAAGCUUCAUGCAUCACAAUUGAAAGAGUUAUUGGAGCAGGUGAAUUUGGUGAAGUUUGUAGUGGACGUUUGAAACUUCCAGGAAAAAGAGAAUUACCUGUGGCGAUCAAAACCCUCAAAGUAGGCUACACUGAAAAGCAACGUAGAGAUUUCCUGGGGGAGGCAAGCAUCAUGGGGCAGUUUGAUCAUCCCAACAUCAUUCAUUUAGAAGGUGUUGUGACUAAAAGUAAACCAGUGAUGAUAGUGACAGAGUACAUGGAAAAUGGCUCUUUAGAUACAUUUUUAAAGAAAAACGAUGGGCAAUUCACUGUGAUUCAGCUUGUUGGCAUGCUGAGAGGCAUUGCUGCAGGAAUGAAGUACCUCUCCGACAUGGGCUACGUGCAUAGAGACCUUGCUGCCAGAAACAUUUUAAUCAACAGUAACCUUGUGUGCAAAGUGUCUGAUUUUGGACUUUCCAGGGUAUUGGAAGAUGAUCCUGAGGCAGCUUACACCACAAGGGGAGGCAAAAUUCCAAUCAGAUGGACUGCCCCAGAAGCUAUAGCUUUCCGAAAAUUUACCUCUGCCAGUGAUGUCUGGAGCUAUGGAAUCGUGAUGUGGGAGGUUGUGUCAUAUGGAGAGAGACCCUAUUGGGAGAUGACUAAUCAAGAUGUGAUUAAAGCAGUAGAGGAGGGCUACCGACUGCCAAGCCCCAUGGACUGUCCUGCUGCUCUCUACCAAUUAAUGCUGGAUUGCUGGCAGAAAGACCGGAAUAGCAGGCCCAAGUUUGAUGAAAUCGUCAACAUGUUGGACAAGCUGAUACGUAACCCAAGCAGCUUGAAGACACUGGUUAAUGCAUCAAGCAGAGUAUCUAACUUAUUGGCAGAACAUGGCCCACUGGGAUCUGGGGCAUACAGAUCAGUUGGUGAAUGGCUAGAAGCAAUCAAAAUGGGUCGAUAUACAGAGAUUUUCAUGGAAAAUGGAUACAGUUCAAUGGACGCUGUGGCUCAGGUGACCUUGGAGGAUUUAAGACGGCUUGGAGUGACUCUUGUCGGUCACCAGAAGAAGAUCAUGAACAGCCUUCAAGAAAUGAAGGUGCAGCUGGUAAAUGGGAUGGUGCCAUUGUAACUUCAUUUUAAUGUCACUUCGUCAAGUGAAUGAAUCUGCACUUUGUAACUAGCCCUGAGAUUUUUUUUAACAAAUAAGGGGGAAAAGGGAAAACUCAGUGAUUUCUAAUCUUUAGACGAGAUUUGAUUCAACCACAGAAUUUGUAAUCAGUGUUUUACUAAAAUCUCUUAUCUUUCUCUCAGUGUCUUCAUUUUUCAGGAAGCAAAUAUAAACUGCAUGGAAUAAGAACAUGAGGUUAACUAUUACCUUAUGUUACAAGAAUAAAAUCCUUCCUACCACUUCCACAAAAUUUUAUACAUGAAGAAUAUAAUUACGUAUAGCACCUUUAUAGACUGAAUUAAGGCAGCCCCUUUCAAUACUUCUAAGAAUCUACUUGAAAGGAAAAGUUUUAUAGCCAUUUGUGGGCUAAUCUAAGCUGCAAUUUGCUGAAGUUUACUUCAAGUCUUAUUUGUCUACAUAAGUGUAUUGAAGAGCAAUAUCAUUAGAUAAUUUCUUACUAGAUAUCUUCCUUUGUAAUUUUUAAAUGCUGUUACACAGCAUUAACUUAUAGAAACUAGCGUAUAAACAUGUUGCUUGAUAAGAACAAGUACAAUACAGGGUGUAUAUUUAUUUUUCUGUGUUAUAAAAUUUACUUUUACUUGCUCUUCUAGAAACUGUUAAGUAAUAAGUGUGUACAUACUGUAUAAUUUGCUGCAUACUCCAGGAAUCAAUUUAAUUUAGAGUUGUGUGUGUGUGUUGGCACAUGUGUGCAAUACCACCCUGCUUGCAUUUUUAGUAACAUUUUAAUUAUAUCAACAUACAGGAACAAAUGUUCCAGAGUAUAAUAUGAAUAAGAGAAAAAGGAAGCAGUAAAACAAAAUUGAGCAGAAGUUUGUGUAUUUUUUCCUCUCAUGUGUCCAAAAGCUACUAAAUCUCUUUAUUCACUAACAAGAAAUGUCUAUAAGAUUAAAUCCCCUUUGGCUUUUUAAAAACACAUUGUGAUAUGGGUGACAAUGCAUUACCUCUAGCCAUUAAUCUUGAACCCCUGUAAGAAAUUUCACCUUUCUGAUUCCCAGAAAAUAUCCUGUCAAGGAAAGUUGACACCGAAGGGCACAUUUUCAGCAGGAUGUAGAAGGAUUUAACUGUGCAGGCUUCUGUUAAUGUCGUUAAAUCCAAGUACAUAGCACUAAGCAUUACUCUUAAGUUUUAAUCCUGUGUAACCAUUUCCCCUGUGGCUCAGCUCUAGAAAUUUUGAUAUUACAGCAGCAAUGGAAUGAUGACAUAUAUAUAUAUUUUUUUCUCUUCAGAAUUCUCUCUAUUUCAAGACGUCAAGUUUUAUUAGCUGAUGGCAAUACAUUUGCUUGAUAAUUUCAUAUAGCAUUCAGUUAUGUGGAUUCAAUUUAUUUUGAUGAACCAAUGCAAAGUAUUAUUUAACUGACCUUACUAAGGAAUUUAAAAUUUGUUCAAUGUAUGGUCCAUUUACCACAAUUGGUGAAAACUGGUAUUUGUGGUACAAAUUACAUAAUUCAUUAGAAUUUGAACAAAACUGAGCUCCUUGGUGAAACAAUCUUAUUUUUUUGCAUUAUUUUACUUUAUCUAAAUUUUGGAAUAACAAAAUUAUUCAAGGAACACACAUAUGAACAAAAUAUAGUCUACUCAUGAUUAUAAAUGACAGUAUACUAUAUUAAAAUAGACUGUAUUAAUGAAUUCCAUAGGAAAUAUGGCUGCAUUAUAUUGAGGGUAUUCUUUUUUUGAAGCACCCAAUUCAGUUGAAUAUUAGUAAAUACAAGAAUAAAAUUCAGGGUGCAAGAUCUUUCUUUUCUACAUUUUCCAUCUUUAAAUUUAAAAAAAAAAUGAAGUAGGACUUUGUUAAAGAAAAUGACAGAAAAGGAAAAGUUGUAAAUAAUUAUCAGAUGUAUUAAAUUUUGUUCAACUAAGGCUACACUUCUUUAUGAAGUCUACUGUAGCAUGGGUCCACACAAAUUAUGUUUCAAUUAUACCUACUGGUUUUGUAAAAUAUCCAGAUAAAAAUAGAAGUUUAACAUUGUCUUGAUAAAAUCACAAGUAAGCAAGAAUUACCAUUAUUAAAGAUGCAUUUGUUCAUUUAAGAAACAAACUCAAACCAGCUCCUUUUGAACAAAAUAUUUGCAGGCUGAGUUUCAAAUUAAUGAAUUUUGUAAAAACAAUCAAAUUUAACCAAUAGAAUAAGAAUUGAGAAACUCAAAGAAAGAAUAGACCUAUUGAUUUAAAAGGGAAACUACCAUACAUUUUAAAGUUGAUUACCUACAACUACUUAUAAGAAACACAGAUAUUUUCUAAGUUAUUUUCCAACUUUAUAAAUUCAGCGAUGAUUCAGAGGUCAGGAGAGAGUAUAAGUGACCUGAAGUUAUACUGUAGGUUUCCUCUUAUUUUUCAAAAUGCCUUCUAAAUCAAUUUAUAUCAAAUUUAUUUGAUUACUUUGCAGACCUAGUGUUUAUUUUGGAAAGUAAAUUGAGUUAAGAAAAUAAACAGCUUUCAUCUGUAUCUCACUUUGGUUGAGAAUUUCUAAGAAAUGUCAAUAUUAUCUUAGAAAGAAUGAAGAGAUUUUUGAAGAAGAUUUGUUUCCCCCAAAAGAGAAAAUAAUUUCUUUCUAAAAUAUUUGUUCACCACUGGACAUGUCACCAAUUGGAAAGUGUCAAUAUCAUCUGUAAAUGUGAGAAGUAGAGUAAGAAGAGGCCUGUCUCUUGAAAUGCAGUGAGGCAGUAACCCAGGGCAAGGUUUAACAAAUCCUGAUUGUGUGAUUUCUUAUCAUUUUGAUUCAUUUUGUCACCCACCAAACAACCAAAAAUACAGCAUAGAAGAUAAUUUUAGCACAUAAGAGAGAUUUGUCAAAUAAUAUAUAAUGUUAUUAUAAUUAUCAUUAUAGCAAUAAUUUAGUAGAUGGGUCUUUUUCAGUGUUGAACUUUGAAAAAUAAGUACAAGCAGGGAGCAAUUUUCAACUUACUGAUACCUGUUGAAGUCACUCAAUUACUGCUUUUAUCAUUCACCCUUUUUUUCCCCCUAAUCUUACCAUUUGCUCACAUGUACAAUUACACAUGCUCAAUUGUUCUUCUUGGCCAUUGAAAUGUAUGAACAGUAUGUAAAAAUGUAAAGACUUUGAUUUUUCCAUUUAAAAAAUUAAUAUGCAUGGUCUUUUAUUUCUUGUAUUUUAAUCACCAAGUCAGUGUUCUAAAGUUGUAGGAUUACUGUAAAAAUUAUAUUCCAAUAUUCUACCUAAACUAAAAUGUGGCCAGCAUUGUUAGUUUUCAAGUUGCCAAAACAAUACAGAACAUCCGUAAUGCAGUUUGUAAAAAACUUUUAACCAGUGUGCAAUGAUGAAGAGAUAGUUCUACAUCUCAAGUUUGGAAUGAAAAACUAGUAUAAGUUGAACACUUAUGUGUUGCAUGUCUACUAUUUAAUCUCUAUGUGAACGUUAAAGAUUUAAAAAAAAAUAUUCUUUCUCCCAUUUAAAGUGGGUUCUAAGAAGCACAAGCAGAGAUAUUUACCUGUGGAAAACAUUUUUGGCUGUAAUUGUGCAUUGGAUAGCAUAUGCUUUUCAAGUCAGAUGUUAGAAAUUUACUAGAUGUACGAUGUUACAGUAGAAUAAGAUUCUUUUCUCAUUUUGUUCUUACUAAAAGAAAAAAAGAACGCUAAGUAUAAUAGUAAACUGUCUUUGAUUAUGUCCUGCCAGAUGUUUAAAUGCAAAGUAAAUAAAAAGUAGAUACAAUAAGAUGAUGAUGAUGAUGAUGAUGAUGAUACUGAAUAAACAAUCAAAUGCUAGCUUUAUUUGAAAUUAAUAACUAGAAUACAUCAUCAUUUUUUCAACUCUGUAGCACAGCUGGUUACAUUGAAUAUUUUUCUCUAUUAUGUUGUUAAUUAUAUAGUAAUGUAUCAAAAGAGAAAUAGAUAAGAUGUCUUUUCUUUCCUUGUUGAUUUAUAAAAAUGUCUUUUCACACAUAAAUGAUUGAAUGUUCCUUUUGAGAAUGACCACAUAAUUAUUGGUUAGAAGAUACCAAUUCUUUAAAAAAGAGUCUAUUUAUGAUCAGAAUCAAAUAUCAUUUGCUUCUAAAUGUUAAUGAAAAAAAAUUGAAGAUGGUAAAAUAUUCAGGCUGGACUAUAUUGACAGCAGAGGUUUCAGUGGUCAACAUAUUUGUAAAUCUUUAGGCUGCUGUGGUUUUUCAAUUAUUUAUAAGUAUGUAAAUUUUAUUGGUAGUAGUCUGAGAAUACAAGUUAUACUCAGUAAUUUGUUAGUAUAUGUUUAUUAAUAUCUCUUAGUUGAGGCAGAUCAGAAACAGCUGUAUAGUGUAUCUUGUUCUGUGCUAGGCAUUGGGGUAUCUCAAAUCCCUGCCUCAGCAUCAAUUCAAGGAAGGAUUAGUAUUUCUGUAUUUUCCCCAUUUGAAACACUAUGUGCAUUUGGUUUGUGUACAUGUUUUUUGUAGUGUAAGAUAUGAAAUUUUAUAUUUUUUCAGAAAAUAAAAAACCCUUUGAAUACAGUUAAAUGCACUUGUCAUGCUUGACCUCCAAAUAUACAGACUUUGUCAAAUGAUUUUGACUAGUUCUAAGAAAAAUGUUUGAAUUUCCUAUGCUAAAAAUUUAAAAUUCAAUCAACUUCCAUUUUUCCCAUCAACAUAUUCAUGAAUCUUUGCAUUUGAAUAAUUUUGGUAACCAUAGUUUGAUACUGAGGUUGUAGGACGUGAACAUAACAUGAAACCUAAUAAGUUGAUUUGUGACAAUGUAUAACAACAUCACUCAGGAUAUAAAAAGGAAAAUAAAGUGUGUGUAUCAUCUACAAUAAGAAGACUUUUUUGCUUACCAGAUUUAGUUGGUCAUCUGCAUCUGCUUAUAAGGUGAUAGAGUUGCGUUAAUAUAGGAAACGGUGUCAUUAAGUACAAAAGUUCUUUCUUCAUCUAUUAUUGAAUGUGUUGUAUCAUUUUGGUCUCCUUUUGUAAAGAGCAUAGCAAACAAUUUUGUGUAUUUGUGGAUAUAAAUCAUAUUUGUAUUUUUUGUAUUUAUGUUCAUAAAAAAAAUGAUGCUACCAUUCUAUGGAAAUAGUACAUAACUCUCACCUAUGCAUAAAAUCACUCUUCCUUGGGAUAUCAUUCAAUAUUUUAAUAGAUAAACUCAUACAAGGAUUUUGAGUUCUUUUUCACCAAGUAUAGUAUUGCUGUUUCUUUGCCACAGUGGUAAAGAUUUGAUGAUAAAAGGGAUUUUUCUGCAUCGCUUUAGGCACUCCUGACAAGGUAGGAGGGAAUAGAUGGGGAUAAAGGGGGAAAUUUGACAUUUGAUAUGACUGCACUAUUCUGUAUUAGAAUUGUUUGUUGUUAUCUUUGAAAUAAAUAUUAUUGUCUCUACUGAUGCAAAAACCAUGUUUCAAAUCUUAAGCCCAAGACCUGGCUUCUGAAUAGCAGAAAGACU